Prinia subflava (tawny-flanked prinia) is the source of this 1116-nucleotide messenger RNA. It is a transcript of the gene SSTR5, whose product is annotated as somatostatin receptor 5. The record is from RefSeq and is a predicted model, not a curated record. Bases 1 to 1116 code for a protein of 371 amino acids. Gene Ontology annotation, molecular function: somatostatin receptor activity; neuropeptide binding. Gene Ontology annotation, cellular component: plasma membrane; neuron projection. The transcript has a single exon. Lineage: Eukaryota; Metazoa; Chordata; Aves; Passeriformes; Cisticolidae. Gene Ontology annotation, biological process: regulation of insulin secretion; cellular response to glucocorticoid stimulus; neuropeptide signaling pathway.
AUGGAUCCUUUGUACUUUUCCGGCACUUUCAGCACGGAAGCCGCUCCCAGAGAGGCGAACUCCUCCCUGCUGCUGCCCAACGUGACGGAGAACGGGACGCUCCCGGAGCCAGCCCCGUUCCAGUACAUCCACAAGGUGCUGAUCCCCGUCUGCUACCUGCUGGUGUGCGCCCUGGGGCUGAGCGGCAACGCCCUGGUCAUCUACGUGGUGCUGCGCCACGCCAAGAUGAAAACGGUCACCAACAUCUACAUCCUCAACCUGGCCGUGGCCGACGUGCUCUUCAUGCUGGGCCUGCCCUUCCUGGCCACCCAGAACGCCAUCUCCUACUGGCCCUUCGGCUCCUUCCUCUGCCGCCUGGUGAUGACGGUGGACGGCAUCAACCAGUUCACCAGCAUCUUCUGCCUGACGGUGAUGAGCAUGGACCGCUACCUGGCCGUGGUGCACCCCAUCAGGUCCACCAAGUGGAGGCGCCCCAGGGUGGCCAAGCUCAUCAGCGCCACGGUCUGGACCUUCUCCUUCCUGGUGGUGCUGCCCGUCAUCAUCUUCUCGGACGUGCAGGAGGACUUCCAGACGUGCAACAUGAACUGGCCGGAGCCGGUCAACGUCUGGUCGGCGGCGUUCAUCAUCUACACCUCGGCGCUGGGCUUCUUCGGGCCCUUGCUGGUCAUCUGCCUGUGCUACCUGCUGAUCGUGGUCAAGGUUAAAUCCUCGGGGAUCCGCGUGGGCUCCACGCGGCGCCGCCGGUCGGAGCGGAAGGUCACCAGGAUGGUGGUGAUCAUCGUGGUGGUGUUCGUGUUCUGCUGGCUGCCCUUCUACACCAUGAACAUCGUCAACCUGAUCCUCAUCCUGCCCGCCGACCCCGUCCUCGAGGGGCUCUACUUCUUCAUGGUGGUGCUGUCCUACGCCAACAGCUGCGCCAACCCCAUCCUCUACGGCUUCCUCUCCGACAACUUCAAGCAGAGCUUCCGGAAGGUUCUCUGCCUCCGCAAGGGGGACGGGGCGGAGGAGGGCGACCCCGUGGAGCACCGGCAGGAGAACAGCAGCCGCCUGCAGGAGUCCAUGCUGACCCAGAGGAACGCCGAGUUCAACGGGCACAUGCAGACCAGCAAGGUCUGA